GGGGCCAGGCUUAAGCAAAGAACAGUCGAAAGAUACAUGUACAAAGACAAAGAUCCGAGAAGCCAUUUCUUGACACAGCGACGCGUGGGGAAAGAAGAGCCACACCAUCUCGAUUUCGUCUGCUGAUAAGGAGUCACCUCUUAAUUAAUUACUCCAGUACUUGCUGAUCAAGAUGUCCCGAGCUAUUAUUGCCGUCUUAAGAUUGACAACACUCGUACUGCUGCUACAGUGUAUCGUCUGUCAGGCUCAAGAUGAUGUCUGUGCGUGCGCCUUUCAACCCGAAGAUCCUCCCGAAUGUCGUGUGUACGGUCAAUUGGGCGAUGAUGUCUUGAUUCCCUGGUAUCGCGCCUCGCAAGAAUGUUUGGAUGUGUUCCAGAUCAAAGACCAAGCCAUUGAUCCCGUCAUUCUCGACUCGAUCUACGGCAGCGAUCCUCCCAAUGUAAAUGCGCUCGUGAGUUUUCUACGGUUCAACGAAGGCUCUACCGUUGCCAAUGGUAUCAAAUUGAGCAUGGACGAGUACUUUGUCGAAGAAUCCGAUACGGGUCGAGUGAUUUUCAAGGCGCAAAUUAUGGAUGCCAAUGGCAACACUGUGAAUUGUCGUGACGAUGGAGUCGGCGAUUGUUGGAAUGUCGUAAAAGACUAUUUGAAUACACCAGAGGGACAACAAGAAAUGACGGAAAUUGGUGUCACACUGUACAAUCAACAGGCCGUGUCGUUGGAAAAAGAACAAUCACUGGUCCGGAUUCGAUUGUGUUCGGAUGGAGCCACAACGGAAUGUGAGCCAUUGUCGGGACAAGUCCAAGACAAGGUUCAAGAGUUGGCCGGAACCAAAGACUGUUCCGCCUAUGGACUCGGACCGCGAACCGACAAUCUGCCCUAUUGUGGAAGCUCCUCCUCCUCCUCCACCACCACAACCGCAGAAGGUACAACAGACGGCAACAACAUUAGCAGCAGUACACAGGCCGAACCUAAGAGCUCGGCAUGGUCAAUUAUUGGUGCUGGUAGUACGAGUUUAUUCCGGGUCCGAUUUAGCGGCUGGAUACUCGCUGCUGUGCUCAUUGGACUUUAAUACGGUACUGAUGAAACCUGCAAAGCAAAGCCCUUUGGCCCCAAUGUUAGUCCUCAAUAAUUUAUCUUCCCCUGAUCCCACGGAACCCAGUCCUGAAUUUUGACUCUUCUUUUCCUAAUCCUGGCCCUCGCUGGCAUCCCUGCUCUAAACCCCCUUAGUAUUAGAAAGUCAAAAGUUGUAGUGUAAUGAUGCUGCGAUAGCCGGCUAGCUAGAGGAAGGUUUUUUGGUGGCUUGUUUUGCUGAGCGACCGAUGCUAGA
This is a messenger RNA of Seminavis robusta, 1327 nucleotides long. The record is from the annotation of a GenBank genome assembly. Lineage: Eukaryota; Bacillariophyta; Bacillariophyceae; Naviculales; Naviculaceae.